This is a messenger RNA of Ceratitis capitata (Mediterranean fruit fly), 907 nucleotides long. RefSeq lists its product as uncharacterized. The transcript has 3 exons. The coding region runs from base 419 to 907 and encodes 162 amino acids. Lineage: Eukaryota; Metazoa; Arthropoda; Insecta; Diptera; Tephritidae. The record is from RefSeq and is a predicted model, not a curated record.
AAUACACUACACACUACAAACAAAGGGCCCCACACCUCAUGCUGGAAGAUGUUGGACGAGAAGGCUGAGAAAGCUAAAUCUAUUCAUAGACGACGAGUCGUUCAACACUAGGUCGAAGAGCAGCUUCAGACUCAAUUUUAGAUUCGGCAGUAUACUUGCCAAGCUUUUGUAGACCAGGAGGGCAAGAAGAAGAAGCGCAACCAGAUCCACCAGAAGCUGAAGCAAUGGAAGAAGGGGCUGUACCCAAAUGCACAUCAUCCCAAGUUAAGAGUCGAACAUCGAACAUAGUAGCAGACGAAAUAAUCCCUUCGACUAAAGAACUUCAGGAACUGGCUGAAGGCCUGAACCUCAUGAGAACGGGCAGUAAUAGUGAGGACCAGAUGCUCUCCGACUUCGAUGAGCACACGGGCAAAAGGGAAUGACGCCGAACAUAAAGAUUGCUCAGAUCAAUCUACAACAUGCGGUUGCUGUCUCGGCGGUAAUAACGCAUAAAAUGGCCACGGAUAAUCUGGGCGUUGUACUGGCACAGGAGCCAUGGACCUGCAAAAAAUUUAUAAGUAUAGUUUUGGUAGCGAUGCAAAUUAGAACGAAAGAAGAAGAAGGAAGUGGAGAUAACAUUGUAGUUGCAUACGGAAACUUCCCUGGAGACAGCAACAUUAUACCAAUUCCAAAGUCGGAACUGCUAAUAGAUUACUGUAAGAAAGAAAGAACUCCGCUAGUAAUAGGCUGCGAUACAAACGCGCAAAAACAACAUGGGAAAGUACCGACAACAAAGUUAGAGCUGGCUAGCCAAAUAACUGGCACUUCACUACAUCGCAAAGCUAUAUCAACCGCUAUAAAUGGCAAAGUUGAAUUACAAACAACAACACCGCCAUAUUGGCUGAUAUUUAUCGAGCUACACAAUUGA